Molecule: messenger RNA, 977 nt
Organism: Varanus komodoensis (Komodo dragon)
Lineage: Eukaryota; Metazoa; Chordata; Lepidosauria; Squamata; Varanidae
Gene: XPA
Product: XPA, DNA damage recognition and repair factor
Exons: 7
Coding region: 101-892 (263 amino acids)
Biological process (GO): base-excision repair; UV-damage excision repair; nucleotide-excision repair, DNA damage recognition
Cellular component (GO): nucleotide-excision repair factor 1 complex
Molecular function (GO): damaged DNA binding
Source: RefSeq, a predicted model, not a curated record
CGUACACUGCUCAGAGAAGCCGAGGCGCGCUGUGUCAUCGACGCCUGGAGAAUCGCUGCGCCCGUCUCCCUUUUGCAGAUUUCUGACUCUGAGCCCGGCCAUGGAAGCAGCUGCUUCUGAAGGGGAGAAGCCUGCCCUCUCUGCAGCGAUGCGGGCGAAGAUCGAGCGGAACCGCCAGCGGGCGCUGAUGCUGAGGCAGGCUCGGCUGGCUACGAGGCCCUACCCUUCUCCUGGUGAAGGCAGUUCUAAAGUUAAAGCACCUCCAAAGAUAAUAGAUACUGGGGGAGGAUUCUUUCUGGAAGAGGAAGAAAAAGACGAGGAACAUGCUGCAGAGAAAAUUGUGCAUCCCCCUGGACCUGUAUUAGAAUUUGAUUACCUUAUUUGUGAAGAAUGUGGUAAAGAAUUCAUGGAUUCCUACCUAAUGAAUCAUUUUGACUUGGCAACAUGUGAUAAUUGCAGAGAUGCUGAAGAUAAGCAUAAACUCAUAACAAGAACUGAAGCAAAGCAAGAGUAUCUUCUGAAAGACUGCGAUCUUGACAAGAGAGAACCGGUGCUGAGAUUUAUCUUGAAGAAAAACCCCCAUAAUUCACAGUGGGGUGACAUGAAACUUUACUUAAAGCUGCAGGUAAUCAAGCGUUCCCUUGAAAUAUGGGGCAGCGAAGAAGCGUUAGAAGAAGCCAAGGCAAGCCGCCAAGACAACAGAGAGAAGAUGAAACAGAAAAAAUUUGAUAAAAAAGUUAAAGAACUACGUCGAGCUGUAAGGAGCAGCAUAUGGAAAAAAGACACAAGUAUCCAUCAACAUGAUUAUGGAGCUGAAGAAAUGAUUGAUGAUGACCUCUACAAAAAGACUUGCACCUCCUGUGGGCAUGAACUAACCUAUGAAAAAAUGUAGCAUGUUCUUGGUUUUUAUUAGAUGCCCCUUUUGUAAUGUUAAACUUUUGUAUUCAAUAAAAUGAAGCUCAUUAAUUGCACCAUGA